GGUCAUACAUUAACUUCAGCUGUGAUUUUUCGGCUCCGAAAACACAUGGAUUAUCUUGUCUUGUUUAUGGAGGAUCACUAGGAAAACUACCAGCAUCAGAGAUGAACCAGGAUAAACUGAAGACUACAGGUGUGCUUGUUGCUGAGACAGAUAAAGUGAAGUCAGAAGGGAAACAGUGUGUACCCCUACCCAGUGGUGUAGAAGAAUAUCAUCAGAUCAUCUGGACAUUUGAGAACAAGAAUAUAGCUCACUGUCGAGAAUGUGCCAACGGGACUCGGUCAUGUGAGGUAACUGAUGAGGGACUCAGAGACAGACUGAAGAUGGACAGUCAGACCGGAUCUCUCACCAUCAUGAACAUCAGCACUGAACUCACUGGACUGUAUAAACUACAAAUCAUUGACAAAUCUUCUAAAAAAUCGUCAAACCAGAAAUUCAAUGUUACCAUCUCUGCUCCCACCGGUGUUUCUGAUCUCAGCAGCGGCGGCUCUAUACUUGUGAAGGUGAAUGAUCAGGAUUUCAGCAAUUACAGCUGUGUGAUGAACGGUUCAUUCAACAUCCCUGAACGCUCCCCAGAAGCAGAUUUACACCCAUUUAAUGAAGGACUGAUAAUUGGGCUGGUCAUUGCAGCAGCAGCAGCAGCAGUUGUGAUUUACUAUUGCUAUAGGGAAUGCAAAUAG
This is a messenger RNA of Labeo rohita (rohu), 677 nucleotides long. RefSeq lists its product as uncharacterized. Bases 102 to 677 code for a protein of 191 amino acids. NCBI's taxonomy places the organism in Eukaryota, Metazoa, Chordata, Actinopteri, Cypriniformes, Cyprinidae. The record is from RefSeq and is a predicted model, not a curated record. The transcript is spliced from 4 exons.